ACAGAGAACAGAGCAAAAGGCAAGGGUUGCCCAAUUGUUCCUCCAUCGUUAUCCACAUAUACGCACACAAUUACUUUCUCCCCUCGAACCCUCCUCUGGCAAACUCAGCACGGUUUUAUGAAAUGCAAUCACAAAAUGUACUAUUAAAUCACCUACUUCUUGGUCGAGGCUGUUCAUUAACUAUUGCAAAUAGUGGGCAAAAAGGACUUGUUUGAGUCUCUGCAUAUGCAUCUGUACUUGUGAUAAUUCGAGUGAAAGUCUCAAGUGCAAAAUGAGUAUCAUUUGUAAAGUAAUGUUGUUCCAAAUUAGCCAAAACAGUUUAGCCAUGUGGAACGAUUAUUAGAAGAUUAUGACGGCAAUAAAUAAAGUCAGGCAAGAGGUAACAGGGAUGGUGGAGAGGUUGUACGGUUGAGGGGAAAUAGUAUCGUUGGAAAUGAUACACGGUGACAUAGUGUGGGUCGAUAACUCAGAAAUUGCGAAAAGCUUUUUCUAUCUCUCCAAUUACAUCAACAUUCAUCCACGCAGUUCUGAUUUAUUUCAGUUUCCUUUUCCAUUCAGUUUAUCCGAGAAUAUGUCAGCCGACAGACAUACACAUUUCUGUUAGUGGAUAAAUUGUACAUACUUUUAAUUUGCUCAGCGUUCUCACUUUUUUGGUGGGCAACUCUUUCUGCACAUAUUCAUGACAAUAGUCUGGGCACUACAUAACAUAUAUUUUCACGGUGACAUAAUGUAUCCGGACUGAAUCUAGUGAAAAAUUUGGCUUCAAUUUGGUGCCCCACUUCGAAAUGGCAUCACAAGAAGUUUCAAAUUUUAAGUCAAAUUCUGACCAAAAUAAUCAAAGCGCAAAUAGUAGCACUGGCAAUAAUGACGAGGCGGUUAAACCCAAAGAUUUGCUACUCCAGGUGCCUGGAGCUACUGACGCCAUGUCGUCCGUGUCACCUCGGAGUCGACCCCGGCUUUCCUUCGACGAGACUUCCAUCGCCAACACGAAGCAAGCCGCAGCAGCCGAAGGUCCACCAGCUCCUCCUCCUCCGGGGGGCCCAACGACACUUUCGACAGAAGCUCCCGGUGCCACGACGAACAUGGGAAGACUUGCUCCUGAGUCAAUUUUAAGAAGAUCAUCAUCUCCCAACAAUAGCAACAGUGCGCCAAGGCCAAGUCUCCAUUCAAACACGAGUGACGAUUUAUGCUCUGAAAUUGCCCGACUGGAUAUGGAUCCUCCAGACGAUUCCAAAAUUCCUCGAAUUCGCAGAGUGGUUAAGAUUGUGCAGAAUUUUCGCCAAUGGGCAAAUAAUCGGACAGCCCCGAAAGAACCGGAGCGUCCGGACUCCUUCUUAGAAAAAUUUGGGAUAGGAGUGGCCGGCGCGGGAAGCGAAGCCGGAAGUCAGAGAUCUGCAAGUCGAGCGGAGAAAGUCACUUGGUGGCAGAAACGCAAAAAGACAAUUUUGUCAAAAUGCGUGAUUGACUCUUCCAAACCUGCACAUUAUCGAUGGACAGGGGUAUUAUCAAUAGCCGUUUUAUAUAAUCUAGUCUUUGUCAUUGGACGUGCAACAUUUUGGGAGUUGCAGAACAUUCUUCCAACAGCAUGGUGGUUUAUGGACGCCAUUGCUGAUAUAGUUUACUUGGUGGACUCUGUAAUUCAUGCUCAUGAAGGAUAUUUGGAGGAGGGAAUGAUGGUUAAAGAGCUGUCGAAACUUCGGAGCAACUAUUUUCAGUCACCAUAUUUCAAAUUAGAUGUUAUUAGCUUGUUACCCACGGAUUUUGGUUAUUUUUUCUACCCUACUCAUUGCCCAGCAAUUGUCCCAUGCCCUGUUAUUUUCCGUCUCAACCGACUCUUCAGAAUUCACAGGCUCAACGAAUUUUUUGAGAAGACAGAAAGUCGUACCACGUUUCCAAAUGCUUUUCGAAUUGCCAAAGUCGUGUUGUACAUUUUAGUCAUCAUUCACUGGAACGGUUGCUUUUACUUUGCAAUGAGCUACUACAUCGGGUUUGGAAGUGAUGGCUGGGUUUACAGAAACAUCACGGUGGGGAAAUACGCUGAUCUAUCACACCAAUAUAUUUAUAGUUUUUACUGGUCAACCUUAACGCUCACGACAAUCGGAGAAGUUCCACCUCCAGAAAUGGACAUUGAAUUUAUUUUCGUCGUCUCUGAUUUCCUCGUUGGAGUCUUGAUUUUCGCCACCAUCGUCGGUAAUAUUGGAAGCAUGAUUACGCACAUGAACGCGGCAAGAGCCGAGUUUCAGGACAAAAUGGACUCCAUAAAACAAUACAUGGUGUUCCGCAAAGUGACAAAAGAUUUAGAGAAACGAGUCAUCAAGUGGUUUGAUUACUUGUGGACAAAUAAACAAGCACUGGAUGAAGAUCGAGUACUCGGGGCUCUUCCAGAUAAGCUAAAAACGGAAAUUGCCAUUCAUGUUCACUUGGGAACCUUGAAGCAAGUCAAAAUAUUUCAGGAUUGCGAACCUGGAUUAUUGACAGAACUUGUGCUGAAACUAAAACUUCAGGUUUUCAGCCCGGGAGAUUACAUUUGUCGAAAAGGAGACGUUGGGCGAGAAAUGUACAUUGUUAAGCGAGGAAAAGUUAGUGUUGUAGCAGAUGACGGAAAAACUGUAUUUGUAACUCUGGGAAGUGGAUCAGUCUUUGGCGAGGUUAGUUUGCUGAACAUUGCCGGAAAUAAGACAGGAAAUAGGAGAACUGCAAAUGUGAGAAGUGUUGGAUACUCGGAUCUCUUUUGUUUGUCAAAGGAUGACUUGUGGGACGCACUUCGAGAAUAUCCUGAAGCAAGAGAAGUGCUCUUAGAACGGGGAAAGCAGAUGCUACAAAAGGACGGAUUAAUCGAUGAAGAAGCAUUAGAAAAAGAAAGACAAGCUCAGCUAAACACUAGUGACAAAAUCUCAAAAUUGGACUCUCUGGUCGAAACUUUAACCACACGGCUAGCUCGACUUACUGCGGAAUAUGCAAGCACACAGCAGAAAUUUAAGCAAAGACUGACAAAGUUGGAGAAGAACAUGGACGGACAAAAGGGUCGGGGUCAGUUUUUCAUAAGAACAAUGGACGCUGACGAUGAGGCUUCAGAUGGUGAAGCGAGAAAACUGAGACGUUCUCCUUCUGCCCCUGAGCCCUCAGUUCCUCCAGAGAAUGACGAUCGAAGUUAAGUCCAGCAAAAUUUAUUCACAGCGAACCUGAUUUUUAGUCGUCAAUACUUCUGACACUUUUUAAAUUAUUUAAAAGUGUCAAACUAUUCUAAGCUUCACACUUGAUGCCUUUGAUGUUUAAAUAGUUCACGUUCAAUUUAAUUGUAAGUAUCGUAUCGAUUCAAAUUCUGAUUUCUGACACCACCAAGCUCCAUUUAUUUACCAAGAAUGACAAGUAAUGAGAAUUUUUGAGAUAUUUUUAUUUAUAGACGAAUCGUGAUUAAACCAAACCAUUUCUACGUUUAGUUUUGUUGCAAAACAAAAGUCGAAAAAUGGGUUUAUGUUUUGCAUGCAAAAAUGACUUUCUCAAUUUCCCCGUAACGGAACUUACAAUUCAUGGUAAAUACUAAGGAUGAGCUUGGUGACGUUCGAAGCUAGAUGCAAAGUACCACUGUUCUUAAAAAUGCCACAGAUUAUUAUGUGCUCUUAAUCAAUCCUUCCAUUCAUUGUGUUACACAGUGCAAUUUAUUCGCCUUAAAGUCUUACAUGAAUGAAAAAGAAUAAAAUCAAUUCAACGAUUAAAAACCGUCAUUAAAAAUGUCGAACUCAAUUACGGAGUGUUGGGAUAAAUAG
This is a messenger RNA of Folsomia candida, 3767 nucleotides long. RefSeq names its product cyclic nucleotide-gated cation channel subunit A. Gene Ontology annotation, biological process: monoatomic cation transmembrane transport. The record is from RefSeq and is a predicted model, not a curated record. Gene Ontology annotation, molecular function: intracellularly cAMP-activated cation channel activity; intracellularly cGMP-activated cation channel activity; protein-containing complex binding. Lineage: Eukaryota; Metazoa; Arthropoda; Collembola; Entomobryomorpha; Isotomidae. Gene Ontology annotation, cellular component: intracellular cyclic nucleotide activated cation channel complex; plasma membrane. The transcript has 11 exons. The coding region runs from base 786 to 3155 and encodes 789 amino acids.